This is a messenger RNA of Schistosoma guineensis, 403 nucleotides long. The record is from the annotation of a GenBank genome assembly. NCBI's taxonomy places the organism in Eukaryota, Metazoa, Platyhelminthes, Trematoda, Strigeidida, Schistosomatidae.
AUGAGACACAAUAUGUUAUCUUCUCAAUCGAUGUCAUUUUUUCUGAUCGUCGUCUGGCUUUACGAAUUCUUCAAAUGCCAGGAUCAUUGUGAAGAACGUGAAUGGAUGACUUUGGAAAAAGUAAUUUUUGAAAACCGGUCAUAUCGAUAUUCUCAGCAUUAUAUGUAUUUCCAGAGCAUCAGUAUUAACAAGUCUCAGCCAGCUGUGAAUGGAAGUUUCAAUAUACGCAAUUAUUUCUGGACAGUUAAACCGAAACUGUCGCCCAGAUAUUACGGUAGUCAGUUCACAGAAUUCUCUAUUAGCUCUACUGGUGAAAUAAGUAUGAAGGGACAAGACGUUCUCGGAUAUAUUAGACCGUUUAGAUUAUUCGAUGCAUAUCUUAAUUAUGAUAUUUUGGAUGAGG